UGUAGAGAGGCAACUGCUUGUACCGCAUCACGAGCUUCACACACAGUCUAUCACUGUAUCAAUAGAAAUAUUUCAGCAUCUAGAUACUAUUUGUACGAUUUUCAAAUAGAUCAACAUGAACAACGUCGCCCUUAUCGGUGCUACUGGCAACCUUGGUCCAGCUAUCCUCAAACACCUGCUCAAGGCAGGCUUUCAAGUUACUGUUCUUACCAGGGAGGGUACCAACCACGAGUUUCCACCGACCGUCGCAGUCAAACACGUCAACUACGAUUCGAUUGAUUCUCUUACGGCUGCUUUUCAAGGCCAAGAUGCUGUCGUUUCUAAUCUCGGAUUCGAGGGCCUCCUGAAGCAGCAACGCAUCAUCGAUGCCGCAAUAAAGGCAAAUGUCAAGCGGUUCAUCCCCUCGGAAUUCGGAUCUGACACAACGACCCCGAAGACCGCUGGUCUGGCCGUCUUUGCCGACAAGAUUGCUACGCAAAAAGUGCUAGAAGAGGCGGCGGCGAAGGGAGCCAUCACUUACACCAACAUCAUUAAUGGACCAUUCCUAGACUGGGGAAUGCAGGUUGGCUUGAUCCUCCAACCGAAGGAGAAAAGCGUAACGCUUUACGACGGUGGUGAGCGUCGCUUCAGCACAACAACGCUGGACACCAUUGGAAAAGCUGUCGCGGCCGUACUGAAAAAGCCUGAUGAGACUAAGAACCGAGACGUCUUUAUUCAAGACGCAGCGCCGACGCUCAAGCAACUCAAGGCCAUAGCGGAAAAGGUCACGGGCGCCGCUUGGCAAGCCAAGGAAGUGUCUGUUGAGAAGGAAGUGCUCGCUCCUGCCUUAGCCGAGCUGAAGAAGGAGAAUCCUGACCAGGGAAAAAUAGCUUACCCCUUGAUCAUUACAUCGAUCUGGGGAGAGGGAUAUGGCACUCCCUUUUCAAAGCUGGACAAUGAGUUGCUGGGACUGAGGGAACUUACGGAGCCUGAGCUCGAAGCUGUCGUAGCUGCUGCUAUCAAAUAGGUCAUCUUUGCAGUGCUGGAGGUCAAGUUAGAUGCCUAUGUUGAAUCGUGUUAAGUAGUCUUCAAAUGGUAGUCUUUACUGGGCAGUGACCGACUCAUACGACCGAAGCUGGUCGCGGAAUAAACCUGGAAUUGGAGCGCCCAUCCCAUCGGAAUUAAACCAAAGUUCCAUUGA
This is a messenger RNA of Xylaria bambusicola, 1180 nucleotides long. RefSeq lists its product as uncharacterized. The record is from RefSeq and is a predicted model, not a curated record. Gene Ontology annotation, molecular function: oxidoreductase activity. NCBI's taxonomy places the organism in Eukaryota, Fungi, Ascomycota, Sordariomycetes, Xylariales, Xylariaceae. Bases 116 to 1006 code for a protein of 296 amino acids. The transcript has a single exon.